This is a messenger RNA of Amoebophrya sp. A25, 575 nucleotides long. NCBI's taxonomy places the organism in Eukaryota, Dinophyceae, Syndiniales, Amoebophryaceae. The record is from the annotation of a GenBank genome assembly.
UGAUAGGAGAGCAGGCAAUGACAACAAGAUUAUCAUGAAAACCGCUCAGGGUGGUGGAGGAAAACCACGAGACCCUAGUAUGGCCGUCGCUGGUCUAGCAAAUGACAGCGGGUUGUCAAACGCAAAGCAAGGACAAAACCAGGAUGCCGUUGGAAUAGUCGCCUCGACCUCGACGUCUUCUGGUCGUGGCAAAAUUUAUACCGGUCGUGAGGAUGACGAUGACGCUUCAUCAUCAUCACUUGCUCGACGUGAAGCACGUGCACGGCAAGAUCAAGUUGGAUUGGCUGCAGGCGCCGAUGACGAUGUCCAGGGCCACGAUUCUCCACGACAUCGGAGAGAGAAAGACAAACUCGAAAGCAUAGAUUUGACAAUGCAUGCUGUAAGAGACGGCGUCACGUUCGAGAAGCAGAAGGUGAAGGCCGUUAAAGGAAGAUUUGACGCCAUAACAAGUGAUGACGAGAAUGAUGAUGAAAUAACAGUAAAGAAUGCGGUACCGGUUACAGCGGGGGUUGUCGUUGGCGCUCAGGUCUCACAGCCAAGUGAAGACGCUAGUCCGAAGGAGAAGCAAAGUGGUG